AGAAUAUCUUAGCAAUUAUAUAUUUCAGAGGGGGGAAUUUGGAAAUUUAGAUUAUUAUUAAUAUCAUAAAUGGAUUAGAAGGAUUUCAUCAUUGAUACUUAAAGCGAAUUCUUCACGAAGAAAUUUCAAGUGAGUCUUACAAAAAGGGAACCAAUCAAUCAUGAUUCCUAUAUGUUCAGAUUUGAUUUCAAAAAUCACCAAGAGAGAUUAGGCAUGCAAGCUGUUUAGCAUAUCAAAAUCUAGUAAGUUUUGAAUAUUAAUAUUGAGUGGUCUUAAUAUGAAGGGCGAGAUUGUUGACAGAGCAUACACUCAUGUCUUUGAAGAGGAUGGAUACUUUUUAAUACCUAUCAAAAUUUAUAGACCUAAUGUUCAUCCUCAAUUUCCAAACGGAGGUGAGUUAACACCAUGGUUGGAGAAUUUAGAAGUACUUCUUUGUAAUAUCGUAAUAGCUUCAUUCUGAUUUGACAAUUAAAAGGUGUGUAGGCAAGUUGCUUUAUCAUAAUAAUCAAUUUAUUGUUAGGCCAAAACUUAAUAAGACAUGGUAACAAUUCAGUACAGUAUUGCUGAUAUGUGGAGGAAGUGGUAUCACUCCAGCCUAUCAAUUAAUCCGAACCAUCUGCGAUAACCCAAAUGAUAACACCAAAAUGGUCCUUUUGUAUGCCAAUAAAACUGAAUAAGAUAUUUGGUUAUUAAAAGAAUUAAAUGAAUUAUCGGACAAGCACAAAGAAUAAUUUACAGUCCAUUACACCUUAGACAAGGUAUUUAUAUACACUAUGGUUUUUAAGUCUGAGGAGAAUUGGAAGGGUCAUAAGGGAUUUGUGACUCUAGAAAUGAUGACAUCAAUAUUCCCAUAGCCAACUGAAACUACAAUAGGAGUAUUAUGCGGACCUAAACCCAUGAACAAGUUAGUCCUAUCGCUUUAUGAAUAAUUUGGAUUAAAGAAAGAGAACAUAGUCAAAUUCUGAGUAGGAUGUUGUAUUAAAUAAAAAUCUAAAUAAUUAAGAGUUUUCUCCUUUGAACUCAAAUUAUCAAAUCAUGACAUAGUCUUAGACUCUUGUUUGAGUUUGCCAGGCCUUAAGGUUUCAAUAAUAGCCUCUAUAAAAUCAUAAAAAUAACAUUAACAACUUGAAUAUAAUCUCA
Messenger RNA from Paramecium octaurelia, 1140 nucleotides. The record is from the annotation of a GenBank genome assembly. NCBI's taxonomy places the organism in Eukaryota, Ciliophora, Oligohymenophorea, Peniculida, Parameciidae.